GAUCCACGGCUAGCAAAAGAACCACUGUAAGAGGCAUGUGAGAGGCAUGAAGACUGUACCAAGGCUUCAGUACUGGCCAUCUUAAGUGUACCUAGGGAAACUGGACCACAACUUGGGAUAAUGGAGACUGCUAAUCAGACAACGAGUGAAUCUCAAGGUGCAGGACAAACUUUGGCACCUCUCUGCACAGCGCACUGUUGUGGACUACUAAACCAAACACUGGCGGUCAUGUUCAUGGUUAGUCUGGCCUUUGCCAUUGUGGUGGGAAAUGUGGUGACGCUUACUGUUUUCAUGCAGACCCGGCAUUCUCGAACACCUCAGGGCUACCUCAAAGUGUCCCUGGCCUUGGCCGACAUGAUGGUUGGAGUCUUGGUGGUGCCAUUUUCUGUAUACACUGAAAUCUCUCUGAUGGUGACCAGCACUCCACCGGUGUGGUACCAGGGCAUUUCAACACCCUCACUGGAAGGUGGAUCAGGACCUUGGCAACCCUGCAUGCUGAUAGGUCCAGUUUUUGCUGGAUGCACUUUUGUCUCAAUCAGCACCAUCUUUCUGAUGACAGUGGAGCGCAGUGUGGCAAUCCUGCGUCCACUGCAUAAAGACACUCUUGUGACACGGCAUCGCACCUUGUUCCUAAUUGUCUUGUCCUGGGCUGGCAGCUUCUUACUGGCAAUGGCUCCGCUCAUGCUGAGCAGCAGCUUCACACUGGAGUACAAUGAAUGCAGCCGCAUGUGCAACUAUGCACCCUUACUAAUCAGACAUCAGUUGCCACCAGAUGCAAACAUUCUUCUGCUGUUUCCAGCCUUUGACUUCAGUUUACUGGGUGGGACAUUAGCUGUCAAUAUCCUGUCCUUCACAAGUAUCCGCCGAUACUCCCGCAAACGAAAACUGCUCUCUGAGGGAAGUCUUGGCACGGAUGCAGGAGUUGGCAGUUGCCCCCACAGGCCGUCUUUUUCUGAUAUCAAAGCAGCUAAAACCAUUGGAAUCCUCACCUUUGCCUUCACGGCAUCGUUCUCUCCAAUCGCAGUAUUUGUGCUGGGAAACGUAGUGGGAUACACCUGGUGCAACUUCUCCUUUUUUGCAUUUUGGAUUCUGACAAGCAAUAGCUGCUGCAAUGUGAUUAUUUACAGUGUGCGGGACCACCGUUUUAGGAAAGGGCUGACUCUGCUUUUUCAGCGGGACAGGGCACAACCUCACCCAGACAAAAGCUGAGAUUUUUUGGACAAGAGCUGGGCAAAGGCUGGCACUGACUUCACUUUCUUUACCUCCCAUCACUUAUGCCUUGAGAGAUUAAGAAUUUGCUUUUCAGGCUCUCUUUCACAAAUGGAUCAGGGACAACAAUAAACAUCAUUCCAGGGAUUGUGGCAGUUGUCAUGAUGUUUUACAGAAAAUUAAAGUCUUUAUUAGCAUGUCCCUGCAGUUAUUUAUUUUUAUUCAGAUACGUAUGAAAUACAGAGACAUGCCUUAUUGAUUAUUGCAUUGCGUAUUCAGCAUAUAUCUGUAAAAUAUGUAUGUUGUUAAGUAAGAUAUUUUUAAUGUGGUUUGUAAAAGCAAUUAACAUUUUGAAAGAGUUCUAUUUGUACCUAAUCUGGCAAAAAAAAAUAAAUAAGUAGGUGUAAUUAGGUAAG
Messenger RNA from Carassius gibelio (silver crucian carp), 1625 nucleotides. Its product is annotated as trace amine-associated receptor 13c-like. Gene Ontology annotation, molecular function: G protein-coupled receptor activity. Lineage: Eukaryota; Metazoa; Chordata; Actinopteri; Cypriniformes; Cyprinidae. The transcript is spliced from 2 exons. Gene Ontology annotation, biological process: G protein-coupled receptor signaling pathway. Bases 121 to 1209 code for a protein of 362 amino acids. Gene Ontology annotation, cellular component: membrane. The record is from RefSeq and is a predicted model, not a curated record.